Molecule: messenger RNA, 1395 nt
Organism: Lathyrus sativus (Indian pea)
Lineage: Eukaryota; Viridiplantae; Streptophyta; Magnoliopsida; Fabales; Fabaceae
Source: the annotation of a GenBank genome assembly
AUGGAUAAGAAACAGCAUUUUGCAAUUUUUACAACUGCUAGCCUUCCGUGGUUGACCGGGACUGCAGUGAAUCCACUCUUCCGUGCGGCAUAUCUUUACAAAGCCGGGGAAAGGAAUGUUACAUUGUUGAUCCCUUGGUUAUCUUUGAAAGAUCAAAAAAUAGUAUAUCCAAAUAAUAUGACGUUUGAUUCUCCGGAAGAGCAGGAGAAGUAUAUUCGCCAAUGGCUUGAGGAUAGACUUGGGUUUGCAUCUGGUUUUAGCAUAAAGUUUUAUCCGGGAAAGUUUUCUAGAGAUAAAAGGAGCAUUCUUGCUGUUGGCGAUAUUUCAGAAAUUAUCCCCGAUGAAGAUGCAGAUAUUGCUGUUCUAGAGGAGCCUGAGCAUCUGACUUGGUAUCACCAUGGGAAAAGAUGGAAAACUAAAUUCAGGCUGGUUAUAGGAAUUAUUCACACAAAUUAUUUAGAAUAUGUGAAGAGGGAGAAGAAUGGAAAACUGCAAGCAUUUUUACUCAAAUAUUUAAACAACUGGGUUGUUGGUAUAUACUGUCACAAGGUAAUCAGACUAUCUGCUGCCACUCAGGAUUACCCUGGGUCCAUCGUCUGUAACGUUCAUGGAGUUAAUCCAAAGUUCCUUGAGAUUGGCAAGAAAAAAAGGAAUCAACAACAAAAUGAAGACAAUGUCUUUACCAAAGGUGCCUAUUUUAUUGGGAAAAUGAUAUGGAGCAAAGGCUACAAAGAGCUGCUCCAACUUCUUAAUGAUCAUCAAAAGGAAUUAUCUGCUCUUGAGCUUGAUUUAUUUGGAAGUGGGGAGGACUCUGAUGAAGUUCAAAAAGCUGCUAAGAAGCUGGAAAUGACAGUUAGAGUUCAUCCUGGCCGUGAUCAUGCUGAUGAUCUAUUUCACGAUUUCAAAUUGUUUCUUAAUCCGAGCACAACAGACGUGGUUUGCACAACUACAGCAGAAGCUUUGGCAAUGGGAAAAAUCGUUGUGUGCGCAGACCAUUGCUCAAAUGAAUUUUUCAAGCAGUUCCCGAAUUGUUGGACGUAUACAAACCACAAGGAAUUUGUUCAACUCACACUUAAGGCAUUGGCUGAAAAGCCUGACCAGCUUACUGAUGAUCAGAUACAUGACCUUUCAUGGGAGGCUGCGACAGAACGGUUUCUUAAGGCUGCUGACCUUGACAAGCCAUCUGAUAGAAAAUUAAUGUCAAGAAGUACCUCAAACUAUCUCUCUACUUCGUUAGGUUUGCAACAAACAGUCGAGGAUGCAUCAGCAUAUGUACAUCAUGUAGCUUCUGGGUUUGAAAUAUCACGAAGAAUCUUUGGUGCCAUUCCAGAUAGCUUGCAACCUGAUGAACAGCUACGUAAGGAACUCGGAUUUGCUAAAACUUCUAGGAAAUAA